AUGGGGAAAUGGGAGAAUGGAGUGUGGGUUUGGGAGGUUAAGUGGAGAAGAGAUCUUUUCGAUCGCGAGGUUGAGGGUGUUAACAAUCUCAUUACUGUUAUUGCUGGUGUGAAACCUUGUGCAGGUCAAGUGGAUAGAUGGUCUUGGAGCGCAGCAAAAGAAGGUGUUUUUACCACGAGAUCUGCUUACUCACUGAUCAAAAAAGCCAGAUCAGCAGGUGGUCCGACUGUUCCUAACAAUGAUCUGUUGGCAAGCAUUUGGUGUGCUCCUGCUACUUUCAAAGCUAAAGUGUUCAGUUGGAGAGCCAUUCGGAGGAGGCUCCCAACUUGCGCCGAUCUCUCCAAAAAAAACGUGCCAUUGGGAGAUGUCGAGAAGUCUUGUAAUGCUUGCUUCCACAGUGCCGAAACUGAAGAUCACGUCCUUCUUCAAUGUCCGAAAGCGGGGGCUGUCUGGGAUGGUAUUCAGAAUUGGCUCGGUUACCAGUCGGCGCGGCAUCACGACAUCACGGUCCACUUUGAUUCCUUCUCACAUCCUUGGAAAGGGAAGAAGAUCCGUAAGCUUCUUAAAGCUCUUUGGAUGUGUUCGUGUUGGUUAUUAUGGAAGCAAAGGAACUUUAGCCGCUUCGAAGGUAAGGUCCGGUCUGUUGAAUGUAUUGUGUCGGAAGUCAAAGCUCGGAGUUGGAGUUGGUGUAGUGAGUUUAAGAAUGUUGGGAAUGUUCGUUGUUUUGACGAUUGGUGCUCGUCGAGUUUAAUUUCUAAACUGCUGUAA
Salvia miltiorrhiza (redroot sage) is the source of this 768-nucleotide messenger RNA. RefSeq lists its product as uncharacterized. Bases 1 to 768 code for a protein of 255 amino acids. The transcript has a single exon. The record is from RefSeq and is a predicted model, not a curated record. Lineage: Eukaryota; Viridiplantae; Streptophyta; Magnoliopsida; Lamiales; Lamiaceae.